Messenger RNA from Fukomys damarensis (Damara mole-rat), 3153 nucleotides. It is a transcript of the gene Ccdc120, whose product is annotated as coiled-coil domain containing 120. The transcript is spliced from 11 exons. Bases 240 to 2222 code for a protein of 660 amino acids. Lineage: Eukaryota; Metazoa; Chordata; Mammalia; Rodentia; Bathyergidae. The record is from RefSeq and is a predicted model, not a curated record.
CCACUGCUGCUUACCGCCACUACCAGCGAUCCAGGGCCUGGUCAAGACAACUAUUUUUUUUUUAGGUACCCGAGGCUACCCUACAGUACUCUCUGGCAUUGGAAGACUUCUGGCUGUGGCCUAUGGGCCUCUGAGGAGGCAUAAAUCCACCAAGCUUCCCACUUGCUGUGUUCCCACUCAAUGGGAAGGGAACCAAGGCCUUGUCUAGCCAUCAGCCACAGGCUCCCCACAGCAUCAAGAUGGAAGUCAAAGGUCAGCUGAUCAGCUCUCCUACCUUCAAUGCCCCAGCUGCCCUGUUUGGAGAGGCUGUGCCCCAGGUGAAGUCAGACCGUCUGCGGGUGCUACUUGACCGGCAGCGGGCUCUGCAGGAGGCACUGAGCCUGAAACUUCAGGAGCUCAGAAAAGUUUGUCUCCAGGAGGCGGAGCUCACUGGCCACUUGCCCCCCGAGUGCCCGCUGGAGCCUGGUGAACAUCCUCAUUUGAUCCGCCGGCGGCCCCCUGUAGCCCGUGCCUACCCUCCACCACAUCCUAACCCAGCACACCACUCCUUGUGCCCUGCUGAGGAGCUGGCUCUUGAGGCCCUGGAGCGGGAGGUGUCAGUGCAGCAGCAGAUCACUGCAGCUGCUCGUCGCUUGGCCUUGGCCCCUGAGCUGAGUGCUGAGCAGCGCCGGCGCCGGCGCCAGGUGCAGGCAGAUGCUCUGCAGAGGCUGCAUGAGCUAGAGGAGCAGCUUGGAGAUGUCCGGGCCCACCUUGGCCUCCCAGUGCUUCCACCCCAGCCACUGCCACUGUCCUCGGGAGCACUCAUCACCACGCAGGGAGUCUGCCUAGGCACGCGCCUCACUCAACUCAGCCAAGAAGAUGUAGUCCUGCACUCGGAGAGCAGCUCCCUCUCAGAAUCUGGAGCUAGCCAUGACAAUGAGGAGCCCCGUGGCUGCUUCUCUCUGGCCGAGCGCCCCUCACCACCCAAGGCAUGGGACCAGCUUCGGGCAGUAUCUGGGGGGAGCCCUGAGAGGCGAACCCCGUGGAAACCACCCCCGUCGGAUCUUUAUGGGGAUUUGAAGAGCAGGCGGAACUCUGUGGCCAGCCCUACCAGCCCCACCCGCUCGCUGCCCAGGAGUGCCUCCAGUUUUGAGGGGCGAAGUGUGCCUGCCACCCCUGUCCUCACCCGGGGCACUGGCCCCCAGCUGUGCAAACCCGAAGGCCUCCAUUCUCGCCAGUGGUCCGGCAGUCAAGACUCCCAGAUGGGCUUCCCCUGGGCCGACCCUGCCUCUGAUCGUGCCUCCCUCUUCGCAGCUCGCACUCGCCGCAGUAACAGCUCUGAGGCCUUGCUGGUGGACCGGGCAGCCGGUGGGGGAGCUGGUUCCCCACCUGCCCCUCUGGCUCCCCCUGCCACUGGCCCCCCAGUCUGCAAAAGCAGUGAAGUGCUAUAUGAGCGCCCCCAGCCACCCCCUGCCUUCUCCUCCCGCACAGCUGGCCCCCUAGAUCCUCCCCGGGUCACCCGGCCUAGUUCAGCUGCCCCUGUCUCCCGUGGGGCCCCCAGGCUGCCACCUGUGUAUGGGGACUUCCUUUUGGACUAUUCGUUGGACCGGGGCCUGCCCCGAAGUGGCGGUGGGGCAGGCUGGGGGGAACUGCUGCCUGCAGCUGAGGCCCCAGGACCCCUCUCCCGUCGGGAUGGGUUCCUCGCCAUGCUCCCUGGCCCACCACCCGUAUAUGCAGCUGACAGCAGCAGCCCCCUCCUCCGCAGCAAGGACCCCCACACCCGUGCUACCCGUACCAAGCCUUGUGGCUUGCCCUCAGAAGCUGUUGAGGGCCUGGAGGUGCAUCCAAACCCUCUUCUCUGGAUGCCCCCACCCACCCGUAUACCCCCGGCUGGUGAGCGCAGCGGCCACAAGAACCUUGCCCUGGAGGGGCUGCGGGACUGGUACAUCCGGAACUCGGGACUGGCCAUGGGGCCCCAGCGCCGACCUGUGCUGCCACAUGUGGGCCCACCACACCCGCCCUUCCUCCAUGCCCGCUGCUAUGAGGUGGGCCAGGCACUAUAUGGGGCGCCCAGCCAGGCGCCGCUCCCGCACUCGAGGAGUUUCACGGCACCCCCUGUCUCCGGCAGAUACUACGCGGACUUCCUGUACCCCCCGGAGCUGAGCGCUCGCUUAAGCGACCUGACGCUAGAGGGGGAGAAGUCUUCCAGUUCUGACCCCCAAACCCCAGGGACACUGGUUUGACUCUUUCUGAUAUGCCCCUUGCUGGCCUGGGCAUGACUCCACCCUGAGGAGCCCAUAGGCGAACUUGCUGAGCUGCUCUGGGAUGUGGUUGCUCUCAUUCCUGGGGGAUGCCAGCCUGAUCUUCCAAGGCCCAUGGCUCCCUGUGGGCCCAGGAAGGUGUCUGAUACCUUGCUUCUCUCUCAUACUGUGCUGGGGACGGGGGGGCCUCAGUCAGCUUCAGAGAGGGGGGGAUAAUGUCAUGGGGACUCAGCCCCUUCCUACAUUUCUGUUUACAGUUGUGAUUUAGUAUUCAUUGUCUUCACCCAACAUUAGGCGUUUUAUAAAAGGGAAACUGAGUUCAUCCUGGUUGGGUUCAUUCCUGUCCCCAUGCCCAGCCUAUCCCAUGAAAUAGACCAUACAGAGUCUCGGGGCCCUGUUGAGGGUUACCGGGAGACUGGUAUGAGCAGAACUCCCUGCCAUCUUCCAUUAAGGGAGUUCUUGUGCAGGUGGGCUCUCUGCUCACCUUUGGAUGGAUUGAGUGUGGAUGAGAUGCCUGAAGGAGCCCCUGUCCUUGUCUGUGCCCUCAGCCUGUGUGUCCACCAUCCCCAAUCAGGAGGCUGCAGGUUGGAAAGGGGUAGAGCCAUCAGGUGUGUUACAUUCUGGGAUGCUGUGGUGGUUGAACCUGGCAUCUGGUAGAUGUCAGUAAAAUCCUCAGGUGACGUCUGGCCAUGGGCCACAGCCCACGUCACAUCUUCUUUAGCUUUCCUUCCAUUCACCACUUUUUAAACAACUCUACAAACUGUGUUUUCUAUGAUACAUAUCUGUGACUUUCUGGAGCUGGGGGUUCCCCUACCCCAUUUACCUGGUGUUAAACUUUUCUUUUUGUACCAAUGGAUCUGGGCCCAAGACACUACCCACACUGGAAGGGGAUUUCUAUAAUAAAUGUGUAAAC